Molecule: messenger RNA, 377 nt
Organism: Heteronotia binoei (common prickly gecko)
Lineage: Eukaryota; Metazoa; Chordata; Lepidosauria; Squamata; Gekkonidae
Product: protein S100-A6-like
Exons: 2
Coding region: 47-319 (90 amino acids)
Cellular component (GO): cytoplasm; nucleus; perinuclear region of cytoplasm
Molecular function (GO): S100 protein binding; calcium ion binding
Source: RefSeq, a predicted model, not a curated record
CCCCUCUGGUUGCUUUCUUGAUUAUUUUCCAUCUUAAACUGUCAAGAUGGCAUGCCCCCUGGGCCAAGCUCUUGCCCUCCUGGUUACUGUUUUUCACAAGAAUGCAAGCAGAGAAGGUGACAGGAACAGCCUGAACAAGAAAGAGUUGGAGAAACUGAUCCAGAAGGAGUUGACCAUUGGACCACACUUGAGUGAUGCUGGGAUUCAAGGACUGAUGUCUGAUCUGGAUCACGAUGGAAACCAGGAGGUGAACUUCCAGGAAUAUGUGACCUUCCUUGGUGCCAUGGCAAUAAUUUACAAUGAGGCACUGAUGGGCUAAUCAUAGAUGAGCCCAGCUAGAUCAAGGCAACCUAGCCUUGAGAAACAGGCAGUGCCUC